Messenger RNA from Camellia sinensis, 1224 nucleotides. Lineage: Eukaryota; Viridiplantae; Streptophyta; Magnoliopsida; Ericales; Theaceae. The record is from RefSeq and is a predicted model, not a curated record.
AUGGUGGAAGCAUAUGAUCCUUAUUUUGUCCAGAAGAAAGAUGCUAUUGGAGUUCUUGGUCUGUUUUCCCUUCAAAAGAUGACAGCGGCUAUGAGGAUGCUCGCUUGUGGAGUAGCGGCCGAUUCUGUAGAUGAUUAUGUGAGGAUUGGAGAAAGCACUGCAAUAGAAAGUCUACAAAGGUUUGUUCAGGCAGUGGUUGCAAUUUUUUCAGAUGUGUACUUGAGGGCACCAAACAAAGAUGACAUUGCUAAAUUACUAGAGGUGGGAAAAAAUCGUGGGUUUCCUGGAAUGUUGGGGAGCAUUGAUUGUAUGCAUUGGAAGUGGAAGAAUUGUCCUACUGCAUGGAAAUGUAUGUAUUGUGGUCAUAUCCAUGAACCAACUAUUAUUUUAGAAGCGGUGGCUUCUUAUGAUCUAUGGAUAUGGCAUGUAUUUUUUGGAUUACCGGGAUCUCAUAACGACAUCAAUGUGUUAGAACGUUCUUCUGUAUUUUCUCUCCUUACUGAAGGGCGUGCUUCCCAAGUUGAUUACUCAAUCAAUGGAAAUGACUAUACAAUGGGAUAUUAUCUCGCUGAUGGUAUAUAUCCUCAAUGGUCAACAUUCGUUAAAACAAUUCCAUCUCCACGAGGCAAUAAGCAAAUACAUUUUGCUAAGGCUCAAGAGUCAGCAAGGAAGGAUGUCAAACGAGCAUUUGGAGUGUUCCAAGCACGUUUCUCAAUUGUGCGAGGACCUGCACGUUUUUGGAAAGUUGAAACCCUUAAAGUUAUUAUGAAGGCAUGUAUAAUAUUGCAUAACAUGAUUGUUGAGGAUGAGCGAAAUGAACAAAAUAUAGACUGUAAUUAUGAUGCAAUCGAUGAAACUCUCCCUCCAGCAGUAGCGAGUCUGAUCCGAUUCCGUUACCGGAGGCAAUGCAGCAAGGAUGCCGAAAUUCUCCGCACGGCCGACGCCGUGGUGGUGGUGGGAGCGGGGAGAGGAGUAAGUGGAAUGCGAGGUGGAGGAACGGUUGUGGUCAGCGAAGUCGCCGGUCUAGAAAACGUCAUCUUCAUUGAGGAGGAGGAAGUGGUUCUCUGGAUGCGGAAUCUGGCGGCGGAGCCACUGCUCGGGUCCAUGAAAAAGAUUUUGCUCGUCUUCGUUGAGGAGGAGGAAGUGGUUCUCUGGAUGUGGAAUCUAGCGGCGACGCCACCGCUCGGGUCCAUAAAAAAGAUUUUGCUCUCACCAAAAGAUUAG